This is a messenger RNA of Zymoseptoria tritici IPO323, 3689 nucleotides long. Its product is annotated as mRNA export factor. The transcript has 2 exons. NCBI's taxonomy places the organism in Eukaryota, Fungi, Ascomycota, Dothideomycetes, Mycosphaerellales, Mycosphaerellaceae. Gene Ontology annotation, molecular function: ATP hydrolysis activity; ATP binding. Bases 1 to 3363 code for a protein of 1120 amino acids. The record is from RefSeq and is a predicted model, not a curated record.
AUGCAGCCCAUCAUGGUCUCCAGCAAGAGCGCUGCUCCGUCGCCCGACGACAUCGCCGCCCUCAACAAGACGAUUUACACCUCAAAGACCUCUCAGGAGUCGCUCGACGCCUCUUACGCGCUCACAGAUGUUCUCCUGAACAGUGUGGGUGCUCGCGGACUUGCCGCCUAUGGCGUCCUCGAAGAGGUUCUGAAGGCCGCUGGGGACAAAAAAACCGCACCCCGGAGAGAGGGCGCCAUGUUCGCACUCGGCGCAAUUUUUGAGCGUUUCCCGCCAAAAGCUCGUCUCAGCGAAGUCGUGUUCCUCCUCCAAGAACAAGCACUUCUCCCGUGUGCGCUGGAUGCUCUCGCCGAUCGAGGCUCCGCUGUGAAAGAAGGUGCCCGCUACGCGAUCGACGCUCUCUACGGCCACCUCUCCUCCGAAGCGAGAGUCUACGGCCUUCUUCCGGUCCUCCUUACUUAUCUGCGCAAAAAGACCGGAAAAUGGCAAGGCACAGUCGGUGCAUUCGAGCUGAUCGGACGCAUGGCCGACGAUGCGAAGAUGGGCAUGGAGAGCAAAGAGGUGGAAGAGAACAAGGAUGUGCUUCGCGAAGCACUCGGCAGACAUUUGGCCACCAUGAUUCCGAUCGUCGAGGCUGGCAUGCACGAUCUCAAGUCGGAAGUGUCAAAGCAGGCUAUCAAAUCCAUGAACAGCAUGACAGCGCUGUUGCAAAACGACGAUGUCGCUCCACGAAUACCCCUCCUGAUCAAGAGCAUGGAAGACCCAAGCGCUGAGGCGCAAAGAGCUGCGAUCCACGCUCUAAGCCAGACAACUUUCGUCACGGUUGUGACAUCUCCUGUUCUGGCUCUGCUCACACCACUCCUCGAGCGCUCGCUCAACACACCUACCACGCCGCAGGAGGUUCUACGUCAGACAGUCGUGGUCACCGAAAAUUUGACCAAGCUCGUUCACGAUCCUAUCGAGGCUCGCGCUUUCUUGCCCAAGCUGAAGCCUGGUGUCCAGUCAGUACGUGACCGUGCAUCGCUUCCAGAGGUCCGCGAGAUUGGCCAGAGGGCGCUCGAUGUCAUCAACAAGGCUCUGGGCGAGGUCAAGUCUGGAGCUGAGGGACGUUCGUCUCAACCCAUCGAGCGUACGCAGCCGGACGAGGUCGCUGCUCUUCUCGAGAAGGAGACCAAGCAGAACGGAGGCCUGCUCAACUACCCAGGCGACUCAGAGUUGUGGACACACGCGAAGAAGUUCAUUUCAGAGUGUGUUGCCGAAGAUGCCAACCAGCGCGUGCUCAACCGCGUGGUUCGCAAUGUCGAGCCAUACUUGCAGCCGCUGAUGGACGACGGCAAAGCGACUGCUGUCGCGCAGUCUGUCCUCUCGUUCUACACCGCCGAGGAUACUCGCAAGUACGGUGUGCCAGAGAAGGAAGAUGACGGAGAGGUUGAGAUUGUCAAUGCAAACUUCUCCCUCGGAUACGGAGGAAUGCUGUUGCUCUCUCACACCAACCUGCGUCUGCUCAAGGGCCACAGAUACGGCCUCUGCGGUCGCAACGGUGCCGGAAAAUCGACUCUGAUGCGUUCUAUCGCGACUGGCAAGCUCGAUGGCUUCCCUCCUCAGGAUGAGGUCAAGACCUGCUUCGUUGAGCACAACCAGGGUGAGGAUGCUGAGAUCACAAUUCUGGAGUACUGUCUCAAGGACCCCGACAUCAAGAGCGAGGGCAAGGAGCGCAUUUCCGCCGUCUUGGAGGAGGUCGGCUUCAGCUCUGGACCCGAAGGCCGGCAACAGCAAAAAGUUGGUAGUCUGUCCGGUGGAUGGAAGAUGAAGCUGGCCUUGGCUAGAGCCAUGUUGAUGCGCGCCGACGUGUUCCUGCUCGACGAACCUACCAACCAUUUGGAUGUUGCCAACGUCAAGUGGCUGCAGGACUACCUCAAGACUCACACCGACAUCAGCUCGCUGAUCGUCUCUCACGACUCUGCUUUCCUCGACGAGGUCUGCACUGACGUCUACAACUACGAGAACAAGAAGCUUGUCCACUACAAGGGCAACCUCGCUGAUUUGGUCAAGGUUCGCCCAGAGGCCAAGAGCUACUACACCCUCAGCGCAUCCCAGGUGCAGUUCAAAUUCCCGCCACCUGGAAUCCUCACCGGUGUCAAGUCCAACACUCGUGCCAUCCUUCGCAUGACCAACUGCACAUACACAUAUCCCGGAGCAACAAAGCCCAACUUGUUCGAGGUCAGCGGCGCUCUCACUCUUAGCAGCAGAGUUGCUAUCAUCGGACCCAACGGAGCCGGAAAAUCAACUCUGAUCAAGGUCCUCACUGGCGAGACUGUGCCACAGCAGGGCAAAGUCGAGAAGCAUCCCAACUUGCGUAUCGGAUACAUCAAGCAGCACGCCCUGGAGCACGUCGAGAUGCACAUGGAGAAGACGCCAAACCAGUACCUUCAAUGGCGUUACGCCAACGGUGACGAUCGCGAAGUGCUCAUGAAGCAGACCCGUGUGUUGACCGAGGAAGACAAGGCGCAGAUGGCGAAGUUUAUCCAGCUUCCCGAUGGCAACGGUGCUCGUCAGAUCGAGGCUCUCAUCGGUCGACAAAAGUACAAGAAGAGUUUCCAGUACGAGGUGAAGUGGGUGAAUUGGCUGCCCAAGCACAACACCAUGAUCUCGCGUGAGACUCUUCUCGAGUACGGCUUCCAGAAGCUCAUCCAGGAGUUCGACGAUCACGAGGCCAGCAGAGAAGGUCUUGGUUUCCGUACUCUUGAGCCAAAGGUCAUUUCCAAGCACUUUGAAGAUAUCGGUCUCGACCCGGAGAUUGCCAACCACAACGAGAUCAGCGGUCUGUCUGGUGGUCAGAAGGUCAAGGUCGUGCUUGCUGGUGCCAUGUGGAACAACCCCCAUCUCCUCGUCCUCGACGAACCGACCAACUUCUUGGAUCGUGACUCCCUCGGCGGUCUCGCGGUCGCCAUCCGCGACUACAAGGGUGGUGUUGUAAUGAUCUCUCACAACGAAGAAUUCGUCGGCGCCCUCUGUCCCGAACAAUGGCACGUCGAUGCUGGACGCCUCACCCAAAAGGGCCACCUCGCCGUGUCUCUUGACCGCUUCGAGGACUCUCGUCCAGGUUCAUCCGCCGUCUCAUCCGCCGCUCCUUCCACAGCCGUCAGCUCCGCUGCGCCGUCCACGAACGGCACUCCCAUCGGAUCCGGCGCUCAGAGCGAAGCGGAGGAUGGAGGUGACAUGAAGUUCCGCGCGAGGAAAAAGAAAAAGUUGACGCGUGCCCAACAGAAGGAGCGCGAGGUGCGUCGUCGGCUGAGGCAUAUCGAGUGGCUGAACAGCCCCAAGGGUACGCCGCAUCCUCCGGACACGGAUGACGAGGCGUAAGCCUGUUAUGAUGUUACAUGGCGGGGUGCUUGGCGCGGAGAUGGAUCUGUGCUUGGACUUGCGUUGCUGAAGAGAGCAUGGAUUAUCCGGGAGGCGUUGAGGUGUUUUCUACUGCGAGGGCGGACCCCUGAAAAGUGCAUUUCUCUGGCGUUCUUCCUUCUCUUUGCGCUGAUGAUUUGCGCGGGUUCUGGCUAUAGACGGGAUAGAUCGGAUGGUGGUCGAGAAAGAUCCUGCGGGAUUUAUGAAAGAGUUUGGUUGAAUAGGCUUCAUAGAAGUCGUUCGGACCUAGAUGCAGAGGAUAAAGAGAAUACCCCGAGCUAUUACUG